Galendromus occidentalis (western predatory mite) is the source of this 1629-nucleotide messenger RNA. RefSeq lists its product as uncharacterized. The record is from RefSeq and is a predicted model, not a curated record. Lineage: Eukaryota; Metazoa; Arthropoda; Arachnida; Mesostigmata; Phytoseiidae. Bases 47 to 1588 code for a protein of 513 amino acids. The transcript has 13 exons.
CUCGGUUCAUUUCGUCUAAUCCCAGAGCAACGUGAGCUGAAGAAGCAUGAGAGUUGCUCUACAAUUUCUCCUAUGUGUCUCGUCAGCAUGGCAGGCUCCUGCUCUUCUCAAUCUAACUUCUCUAGGAUUCGACACGAAGCCAAUGCGCCAUGACUUCGCAACGAUCCAGAAGCUCGCCGCCAAGUUGUGCAUCCGGAAUCACGAUCCCGUUCAUUUCCGUAAUACGGCCAAGGAAUGCCACGAUUGCGCCCUCAAGUGGCACAACAAAAUGUUCGAGCUCGAAGAGGAGGAUAAACUCAUUCAUCGGAUAAUGUACGAUUGCACACAAUACUUCAACAUGACUCAUUUCCUUUUGAGCAAAUGCAGCGCUCAGAGGAACCAUGGCUUCCAUCCGCUCAACUUGAUAAGGAGACAUCGAACAACGGCGCAAUGUGAGCAGUGCUUCGUGUCGGCCGGUCUCAAUCUGACAGCGAGUAUCACCUUUGACGAGUACGUCAAGGCUCGUCGACUUUGCGUGCGGACUGGAACGUCCUUCAGAACGAUGGCUACCGUGUUCCGCGGUCGAUCCUUCCGCGACAUACGGUAUCAAUACGACUAUGAGUUAAUUCGCGGCAAUCACCUCCAGUAUUGUAGUGACCACUUCAGGCCGGAAACAGUACUGAUGUGCCAGACUUGCAUAAACGAUACGUUUCUCUCAGAAGACAUGGAACCCUACACGGCAUUGUCAAAACUGCGGAGCUGCCUGCCGGAGUUGAAUGCCAAUGAGAGGUUGGCGCUCACUUGUAGAGAAGCUGAUUUGAGGAACCGGAUUAUUCGCUUUAACCGGCGAAACGUGGAAGCAUCCGAACGUCGCCGUCGCGAAAACUGGGAGUCAGUCUUCCCCGGAAAACCGUAUCAGGGUCCGAACGUCACACGGACUGAAUACAACAUGAAGUCUCUGGCAGAAUGCCGGUCCUGCUUCGCCAAUGAGAAUCUGGGCGAGAACGCAACUAAGGCACAGAAACAAGCGGCUUCCUACCGAUGCACACCUCCGCUCCAUCCGAAGUUGGAAAUUCGAAUUAAACUCUGCAAUAAAGUCGCAGCUCUCCGCGCGGUCAAAUAUCAGGGCCAUCCGAACAAGCAAGCGGGUACUUUGAAUGAGCGUCGCCACUACGGCAACAGGACCUACUACUUCGCCCAGAGGGCCAAGCGAAGUUGUGAUGCGUGCGUGACCAACUCGCCGGUUAACAUCAACUCCACCUAUGAGCAAUACAAAGCAUCUUUCAAGUCUUGUGCAGAAAAUGUUGUCAGCACUUUCAACAGUGCUUGCAUGGACCUGGUGGUCCUUGGAGCCAGGAAGCAGUGCACUCAGUGUGUCACCAACACACUCGGGAAGAUACUCGACACAAUAGCGACGGAUCGUAAGACCUUCCUUCAGGCCACGCAGUGCGUUCUGGAUGCUCAAGAUAUGAAUCUCCUCAAUAAUGAGGACGUGCUCCAGAACGCGGACGCCAACGAGGUGAACUCCGCGCCCAUCGUUUCGCCCGCCCUCGGAGCGGAUGAAAACAACGGGGGAGGAUCGAUCAAGUUCGCCUUGGACGACCGCUGACAUGCGACAUUCCUGACUUAUCCCAAAAUGAAUAAAUGAAU